Molecule: messenger RNA, 723 nt
Organism: Syzygium oleosum
Lineage: Eukaryota; Viridiplantae; Streptophyta; Magnoliopsida; Myrtales; Myrtaceae
Exons: 1
Coding region: 1-723 (240 amino acids)
Source: RefSeq, a predicted model, not a curated record
AUGGGUAGGCAGGCUCAGGAAAGGGCUGCCACGAUUGCCGAGGCUGCUGAGGUUGCAGCAACUGCUACUAUUAAUGGGAAUCAAGCCCAGGAAGCACAAGCUCAACCAGUGGUGGCGAAUAGGCAGAUGCACCAGCUGGUAGAGCAGUUUCUUAAGUUAAAACCGCCCAAGUUUACCGGCCGAGGUGACCCCGAAACCGCCCCACGUUGGGUGGAAGAGUUAGAAAAGGCGUUCGAUUUACUGGGGUGCACCGAAAUCGAGAAGAUUACUCUGGCAACCUACCAAUUGCAGGACGAUGCUAAUGACUGGUGGAAAGCCACCAAAGACCGAGUGUUUCCCGAGGGCAUAGACCAGACUUGGACUGCAUUUGUUGAGAGUUUUUACGGGCAAUACUUUUCAGAGAGUGCCCAGGAAAAGAAAAUGGCGGAGUUCAUGAGACUUCGUCUGGGAUCAAUGACAGUAGUCCAGUAUGAGGUAGAAUUUGCGAGACUAUCGAGGUUUGCUCCGAGAAUGGUGGAAAAUCCACUGGACAAGGCUCGAAGAUUCCGGGAUGGGUUGAAACCGGAUCUUUGUACUCAGAUGCUCGUGCUGAACAUUCGAGAUUACAGAAAAUUGUAUGAACGAGCCCAAACGAUGGAACGGGAUCAGAUGGAUAGAGCAGCCGCAUCUAGGUUACGGUUUGCUCAAAUCGGGACGAUUGCCGCUUUGGCAAGAAAUCGAUGA